AUUGAUCCCAUUAUAUAAAAAUUGUGUAAUGAUCUGAAUAUGGUUGUUUAGACUUAGGGUUAUCAAAGAUUACAUCACCUCUUUGAUUUUUGAUUACCAAAAGUAAAACCCAUUUGAUUUUGAAUAUUUCUUGUUCUAGGCAUUGACAAAGUCUGUCCCUUUCCUUUUUUUUUUGAAUGUUCACUACAGAGUGGUUGGCUAAAACAUAAUUAAUCUUGUUAAAUUCAAUAAAAUAUUGGUAAUUAUGAUGGGUUUAUGUCAAUUUGUAGUACUUGUUGUUAGGGGGAGAAGGAGGGAUAAACAACUAGGCAAAAAAAACCCUGCAAAUUGAUUGCUGAGAUUUGGGAAAAAUAUCAAUAAAAUUGUCAAUGAAUUGGCAUUCAUAGUGAACUAUUCAGCCCUAUAUAUAUAUAUAUAUAUAUAUAUAUAUAUAUAUAUAUAUACAUAUCUUAUAAAGCAGCGGAAUCUGUUAGCUAUUGUAGCAUUUUUAAAGAGGAAAUUUAGUGACCAGAUUAUAGUUAUGAAUCCAAACAUCUUGUUGUAUUUUCUGCUUGUGUUUUCCUAUUGUUGGUUUCUGGAAGCAAGAACUGAUCCUACUGAUUUGGCUGCUUUGAGAUCUCUCAAGAAACAAUGGAAAAAUACGCCGCCCAACUGGCGUAAAAAGGAUCCGUGUGGCCGAAGAUGGGAGGGUAUUUUCUGUAAUGAUUCACGUGUGAUCAAGAUUAUAUUACCGGGAACAAAUUUAGCAGGACCAUUGCCUGAAGACAUCGUAUCAUUAUCUGAACUGCAGAUUUUGGACCUAUCGAACAACCAAUAUCUAACGGGCCAUCUUCCAGCAAAUAUCGGUUACCUGCAAAAUUUAGAUAGUCUUGUUCUUGUCGGCUGUAAUUUCUCUGGCCCAAUUCCAGAAUCUUUAGGAUCUAUUCAGAAACUUACACAUUUGUUUCUGAAUCUUAAUCACUUUAGUGGAAGCAUACCUCACUCCAUUGGUAACCUCACAAAUCUCAUCUGGCUUGAUCUUAGUGAAAAUCAGUUGAAUGGAGCAUUACCUGUUUCCAAUGCAACUGCACCUGGCCUGGAUAUGCUGCUUAAGGCUGAGCACUUUCAUCUUGGAAAUAAUAGGUUCUCGGGUGAAAUUUCACCACGUCUUUUCAGCUCAAGGAUGGCCCUGAAACAUGUUAUUUUGAAUGAGAACCAGCUGAAUGGAAACAUUCCAGACUCAUUGGGGCUUGUACGGACAUUAGAAGUCAUUCGCUUGGACAGAAACUUCUUUAGUGGUCCCAUGCCCCAAAAUUUGAGCAUGCUCACAAGGAUGUCUGAGCUCUACUUGGCAAACAACAAUUUGAGUGGGCCAAUUCCUGAUCUUUCUGGAAUGAAUCUUCUUACAUAUGUUGAUUUGAGUAAUAAUAGUUUCAAUAAAGCAGCUGCUCCUCAGUGGUUUGAGACUUUACUAGAUUUAACGACCUUAAUUAUGGAAAACACUGGUCUAGAAAGCCACAUAUCAACAGCACUGUUGAGCUUACCUCACCUAGAAUCCGUGAUUCUAAGUAGCAACCAGCUUAAUGGCACUUUGGAAAUUUCUGCCAGUGUCAGCAGCAGUCUUCGCCUUUUAGAUCUACGGAAUAAUUCCAUCGAUGGAUUCAGUUCUGCAGCAGUCAACAGGAGUAUUAGCGUUAUGCUCGAUGAAAACCCAUUUUGUCUGAAAGCAGAAGCAGCAAGAAUCUGCAAUAAUAGCCGACCUUUGAGGUCAUUUAUACCAUUAGAGGAUUGUGCUCCUCUACCUUGCUUUUCGGACCCAAUAUUUUUAUCUGAUUGCAGACGCCCAUACCUUGGUAGCCUGUUUUUCAGAUCAUUCAGCUUUUCUGAUCUGACGAACAGUCUCUACUAUGCCUUCCUAACAGAAUCUUUGCAACCUAGACUUGAAAAGCUUCAAAUUCCUAUAGAUAGAGUUUGUUUAGUGAGUUCAAUGAUAGAUCUUAAUGGGUACCUUGUAUUGAACAUAUCAUUCCUUCCUCCUGAUGGGUAUUCCUUCAAUCGAACAGGAGUAUCUACCAUUAAUAAUUAUCUUAAUAACCAUAUUUACCCUUCACCAUAUGGACCUUAUUACUACAGUGAUUUGUCAUAUACCAACUUUCCAGGACCGGGAAAAAAUACUGGCCUUAUUGUUGGAAUAUCAAUAGCUGGCUCUGUGCUUGCGUUGCUAACAAUCGUUGCUGUGGUUUAUGGUUAUCGUCAAAGGAGGAUAGCUCAGCUAGCUGUUAAAUUAAACAAUCCUUUUGCAUCCUGGAAUGACGGUAAUGUCCCUCGGUUGAAGGGAGCCAGAUGGUUCUCAUUUGAAGAUGUCAGACAGUGCACCGGUAAUCUGUCACAUGAAAGUGAGAUUGGAGUUGGGGGUUACGGAAAGGUUUAUAAGGGUAAACUGGAAAGCGGAGAACUAGUAGCCAUAAAAAGAGCUCAGCAGGGAUCAUUGCAGGGUGCCUUAGAGUUCAAAACUGAGAUCGAAUUGUUAUCAAGGGUUCACCACAAGAAUGUUGUCAAUCUUAUUGGCUUCUGCUAUGAUAAAGGUGAACAGAUGCUGAUUUAUGAAUAUGUUGCAAAUGGUAGUCUGAGAGCGGCUCUUUCAGGGAAAUCCGGAGUUCGAUUAAAUUGGAUAAGAAGGCUGAAAAUAGCCCUUGGCGCAGCUAGAGGUCUUGCAUACUUGCACGAGCUUGCUGAUCCGCCCAUAGUUCAUAGGGACAUCAAAUCCGACAACAUCCUUUUGAGUGAUCACUUAAAUGCAAAAGUCGCGGAUUUUGGUCUGUCUAAACUCUUAAGUGAUCAUAGAGGUCAAGUGACCACCCAAGUUAAGGGCACUAUGGGUUACUUGGAUCCAGAAUACUACAUGACCAACAUAUUAACUGAAAAGAGUGAUGUCUAUAGUUUUGGAGUGGUGAUGCUCGAGUUGGUGACUGGAAGGAUGCCAUUGGAGAACAACAAAUACAUUGUCCGAGAAGUACGAGAGACAAUGAAAGAGAGCGGAUAUAUAUACAACCUUGUGGACCCGGCUAUUCGUGUAGACGCUCUGAUAGGCAUGGAGGAGUUUGUGAAACUGGCUUUAAGUUGUCUCCAAGAUAUGUCGGAUGAAAGACCGUCAAUGGGUGAAGUGGUAAAAGAGAUCGAGAAUAUGAUUGAAGCGAACAAUCUGAAUGAUGACGUUGAAUCAGUUGCCACCUCAGCAAGCUUCGAAGGAGGAUAUCGUUAUCCAUAUAGCAGCAACAGCAACGUCUCCUUUGGUAGCAGCGCUACUGCGAGCAGCCCUUUUAUCAAAUAAGCAAACCUUUGUAAUAAUCGAUUUGAUUUCAUCUUAUUGUAGGUAUCCUUUACGCUUCUCAUUUUUUAUCGAGGUCGAUUACCGAGUAUUUCUGUCUUUUGAAUUUGCAUCAUAGGACUCCGAAAGUGUUCACUUAUUCGAGUCUUCUGGAGCAAACUCAAAAGAACACAUGAAGUAGUACAUAAGAGUGACAUUUGAUUUGUUUAUUGACUGUUGUACACAAUUUCAUGUAUAGUCUAGAAUAAGCACCAGUCAUUCUUGUUGUAGGCAUGAUCAUUUGCUGAUUGGUCCAGUCAUCUUUGUGCCGAACCUAAAACCAUGGCUCUACCUAGUUUUAGUAAUAACUUAAUUUAUCAAAAUUAAAGUGAAGAGAAUGGAGUACUGUUUCAGUUGACAGAAUUUAAGUUUAAUUUUCGUCGCCCCCUCUCCGAGCACUCCCCACCCUUGCAUACACUAAUCUAUUAAUCCGAAAUUAGAGUAGUUCAAAACAGACUUGACAAUUCGAUAUUCACCCGAUUUUGUAACUAAAUUCAAUUUGACUCGAAUUAAAAAUGAAUUUACAAAUAUGUAAAAAUCAAUGUCGGCACAAAAUUCGAUUUUAAACUGAUCCGUACCACCUAACCCGA
Amaranthus tricolor (Joseph's coat) is the source of this 3936-nucleotide messenger RNA. Its product is annotated as leucine-rich repeat receptor protein kinase HPCA1-like. NCBI's taxonomy places the organism in Eukaryota, Viridiplantae, Streptophyta, Magnoliopsida, Caryophyllales, Amaranthaceae. Gene Ontology annotation, molecular function: ATP binding; protein kinase activity; protein binding. The transcript is spliced from 19 exons. Gene Ontology annotation, biological process: protein phosphorylation. The record is from RefSeq and is a predicted model, not a curated record. Bases 521 to 3310 code for a protein of 929 amino acids.